Hippocampus zosterae (dwarf seahorse) is the source of this 3526-nucleotide messenger RNA. Its product is annotated as cytosolic phospholipase A2 beta-like. The transcript has 24 exons. The coding region runs from base 1 to 2748 and encodes 915 amino acids. The record is from RefSeq and is a predicted model, not a curated record. Lineage: Eukaryota; Metazoa; Chordata; Actinopteri; Syngnathiformes; Syngnathidae. Gene Ontology annotation, cellular component: cytosol. Gene Ontology annotation, molecular function: calcium ion binding; calcium-dependent phospholipid binding. Gene Ontology annotation, biological process: glycerophospholipid catabolic process.
AUGAUUCUACACAACGAGGCUGUCUCUUCCCACACGUUGACUGUCACCGUACUGAAGGCAGAAAACAUUCGCGCAAAAGACUUUGGGUCAGAGUCUGAUUGCUAUGUCACGCUGAUUCUCCCACCUGCAAUUGUUUUCAAGACAACUACUGUGGAAAAUGACAAAAACCCAGAAUGGAACCAAAGCUUCAAUUUCACACUCCACAAUAAUUUCCAGACUACUCUCCAGAUUCAUCUGUAUGAUGAGGACCCCCUGUUUGAUGAAUUGAUUCAAACAAUGGUGAUUGAUAUCAGCACACUGACAGAAGGGAAAACGGAAAUCAAGGAAUUUGCCAUCCAACCUGAGGGUAAACUUUGGAUCGCCUUUACGAUCAAGGAGAGUGAGAGGAAAGCUGUGAGCACUUUCAAAGGCUUUUCUUUGGGGAAGGAAGGGGUUUCUUACUGGAAAUUAAAUGUGACUGUACUAAAAGCCAAACUGGGUGAUUCCAAAGAUUACUUUUCGGAGUCAGACUGUUAUGUCAGUCUUUAUCUUCCUACGGCAAAUGCAAGUGCAUUCAACACAAAAACAGUGCAGAAUAACAACAAUCCGGAAUGGAAUGAAACGUUUACCUUCAGGGUGCCCUCCCAUCUGAAAAAUGUUUUAGAGAUCAGGCUGCUUGACGAGGACCCCGUUUCAGAUGACCUCCUGUCAAUGACUAUGUACGAUCUCAGCAACCUCACACUUGGCAAGAAAGAAAGAAUAGCAUUCAAUUUAAAUUCUGAGACAACAAACCAAAUUUUAAUCCUGUUUGAAAUGCUCCAAAGCGAGGAGCCUCCAAGUGACUAUGUCAGUAAUGGCAUUCUCCUGGCUCCCCCGUUCUCUGCGUUGGACGUCAACGUCGACAAACUUCUAAACAAUUAUGAUUCCCUGGGUAAAACGAUAAAGCUUUGUGGGGCCUGUCCCGAGAAUCAGAGUUUAACAGCAAAGGAAGCCACCAGGCUGCGUUUUUUCAUUAACAGAGACUUGGCGACCGAACUUGGACUGGCUACCUCUGCUGUUGAUGCCCCCUCGAGUGUGGCAAGGCUUCAGCCACUACCACCUGAACACACUUGCAAAGUGUCUCUUGUUAUUGAUCAGGACACCGUGGAUUUAGAUGUUGAGACACAUGAGUGCGUCGAUGACCAUAUUGCAGUCCGUCUGGAUUUUGACAUUCCACCGCAAGAGAAAGAAUUUUUGAAGAAGAGGAAGUUAAUUGUGGGGCAGAAUAUGCAAAAGCUCUUUGGCCUUGACUCUCCACCAUCAGCAAGCCAGGUGCCAACUAUAGCAGUGGUGGGUUCAGGGGGAGGAUCCAGAGCAAUGACAAGCCUGUUGGGCAGUCUAAAAAGCCUCAAGGAAAUACAAGUCCUCGAUAUUGUAUCUUAUAUCACAGGAGUGUCUGGAUCGACUUGGACUAUGAGUGCCUUGUUCAGAGAUGCAAACUGGUCACAGGACGGCAUCGAUCGUGUCAUCGCUGAAAUAAGAAAAGAGAUCUGCAAGGAUGCCCUGAGUAUCUUAACUCUGGAAAAAAUGGAAUACUAUAGGCGCGAAAUGGAAGAAAAAAUUAAGGAAGGACAUAUUUUAUCCCAUACUGAUUUGGCAGGCCUGCUGUAUGAACAAACUGUUUUUGGCGAGAAAGUGGUCAAUACGCUCUCUGAGCAACGGAAGACGGUAAAUGAAGGCCAAAAUCCUUUGCCCAUAUACACUGCUGUCAAUAUGAAGGAGAGGAUGGGCUGUGAAUCAGAAGCUGAGUGGUGCGAGUUCACCCCCUAUGAGGUUGGCUUUCAAAAGUAUGGUGCUUUCGUGCGUGCUGAAGACUAUGGCAGUCAGUUCUUCCUUGGUCAUCUCAUCAGAAAACUCCCAGAAAUCCGCAUCUCUUAUCUGAUUGGAAUAUGGAGCAGUUUCUUUGCAGUCACCAUGUCUCAAUUAAUGACCCACGCCAGUGAUGAGACCGUAAGCGGACCACAUAUGGACAACAAAGAGCCUGAAAACGAGCCGUUGACUCUUGAUACACAACAUAUGGAGCCAUCCUCAGUCGUCUCCAGAAUCAUCAGUGACGUCUUAAUGAAUCGCCCAUUUAGUUCUAAAGAAUACAACUUCAUGCAUGGUCUCUUUCUGCACUCAAGCUACAAUACACAUAGCAACUUCACAGCCUGGAAAGAAUCACACCCUGAUGCUUUUGCAAACUUACUGACACCCAGCGAUUCGUUUCUGCAGCUUAUUGAUUCUGGUCAUUGCAUCAACAUCGGCUGUGCGCCCGUCCUACGUCCUGAGAGAGAAGUGGACAUUUUCAUUUGUUUUGAUAAUUCUUGGACCCCAAGCGACAUCUUCAAGGAACUGAAGUUGACAGCGUCUUACUGUCAAGACCACGACAUGCCCUUCCCUCGUAUCGAUUUUACCACCCUGGAAGAACAACCUCAGAGAGAGGUUUACAUUCUUGAAGAUAUGGAGAAUCCUAAGGCACCAGUUGUGAUUUACUUCCCACUUGUCAAUGAUUCAUUCAGAUAUUUCAAAGAACCAGGUGUGAAACGCGAGACUGCAGAAGAAAUAAAAGCUGGAGAGGUGGAUGUGAAGAGCAGCAACUCCCCUUUCAAGACUGAAGAACUUGUCUACUCUCCGGAAAAUUUUGACAGUCUCGUGAACUUAACUGCCUAUAAUGUGGCCAACAACAAGGAAAUCAUCAUUGAAACCUUGCGUAAGGUCUUGAAAUCUAAAAUGGAUAUUAAGAUAUAAGUCAGACCGUGUGAACAGUUGAGAUUUAUUCAUUUAACCUUGAGUGAUUAAAAUCAGUAGAGUAGACGAUAUUUAAAAGAGAUUAAAAAUAAUAUACACUGCAUUGUACCACAUUGAGAUUCACAACUAGCCUAAAAUAUAGACCAAUUUUUUUGUCCCGCAUAUCUUGUUCAGGCUCAUGUGGAACUGAAGCCUCUCCCAGGUGAGUUUGAGCAAAAGGUGGGAAACAUACACCCUGAGACUGCUCACCAGUUAAUCACAAGACACCAAUAGAGACAGAAAGCAGUUUGCAUUCAUAUCAUCACCUCCGGCACCAAACUCACGCUGCCAGCACUAAAGUCUUGGGAUUGUCCACCAUUCAUUUUUUUUUCUAAAACAAUUUCCAUCAACAUAUUUAAACGUGUUGCUCAUGGGCCAACGAAGAAAUUAUUACAUUUUGUUGUGGAAACCACAAGUGACGUCGUUUUUAGCCUCACAGUCAAGAACUUUUUGGGUUGAAGGAUCCCUUGAAGGGAACCCAGAGAACCACAAAAUAAUGCGGCAAUUGAACAUGCAUUUCCCUAAGUGUCACUUAAAAUUGAAAAGUUACCGGUAAGCAUGUUGAGGAAAAAAGAAAAAAAGAACACUUCAUUUUUAAUUGUGAUUCUAUAAUUUGUUUUUCCAGACAAAUCAUUCAGUCAAUAAAUACAUUCACUCGCAGAAGCAGAGGGAUGUGCUUUGUUUAGUCACUUGUUUGUAUCAUCAUGUAAUCAAAUAAAGGUGUGUGCACUGGCUUCAA